Messenger RNA from Capronia coronata CBS 617.96, 1572 nucleotides. Its product is annotated as MFS transporter, SHS family, lactate transporter. Gene Ontology annotation, cellular component: plasma membrane. Bases 1 to 1572 code for a protein of 523 amino acids. Lineage: Eukaryota; Fungi; Ascomycota; Eurotiomycetes; Chaetothyriales; Herpotrichiellaceae. The record is from RefSeq and is a predicted model, not a curated record. Gene Ontology annotation, biological process: plasma membrane lactate transport. Gene Ontology annotation, molecular function: secondary active monocarboxylate transmembrane transporter activity. The transcript is spliced from 2 exons.
AUGGCCAACGUCGACGUCCAUCCCAGCCCUAUUCCACCCCCGGGUAAAACUCUGGAAGAUGACCAGGCCUACGAAGAAGAUGAACUCUCCCACAAGCCAAUGUCUGCUGCCAGAUAUGUGGCGACUCGACUCUCCACGCUCAAGCCGCCGAUGGCAAAGGCUCCAAACCCCUUCGCGCUGUUAGCCAUGCUCAAUACCCAACAAUGGCUGUUCUUCCUCGUCGCAUUCUUCGGUUGGACCUGGGAUGCCUUCGAUUUCUUCACCGUCUCUCUCACCGUCACCGACCUAGCCGAGGACUUUGGCAAAUCGAACACCGACAUCACUUGGGGUAUCACCUUGGUGUUGAUGUUCCGUUCUGUCGGCUCGACCAUUUUUGGCAUUGCUGCAGACCGGUACGGUCGCAAAUGGCCGUUCAUCAUCAACAACAUCCUCUUCAUAAUACUCGAACUCGGCACCGGCUUUUGUCAGACCUACAAGCAGUUCCUGGCAGUGCGUGCACUUUUUGGUAUUGCAAUGGGUGGCUUGUAUGGGAAUGCUGCUGCCACGGCUCUGGAAGAUUGUCCGGAAGCCGCCCGCGGGAUUAUUUCGGGCAUGCUCCAACAAGGCUACGCUUUCGGCUAUCUUCUCGCAACCGCAUUUGCCCGCGGCCUGGUCAACACCACCUCCCACGGAUGGAGACCUCUUUUCUGGUUCGGCGCCGGACCUCCUAUCCUCAUCAUCCUCUUCCGUCUGUGUCUUCCUGAAACCAACACCUUCCGAGCUCGCCAGGCCCUCCGCAAGCAACAAGGUAGUCUGGCUGGUACCUUCAUCUCCGAGGGUCGAGUCGCCCUCAAGCGCCACUGGCUGUUGCUGCUGUACUUGAUACUCCUGAUGACAUCUUUUAACCUGCUUAGUCACGGCUCGCAAGAUCUUUAUCCCACUCUAUUAUCUAAUCAACUGCGCUUCUCCGCUGAUGCCGUUACGGUAACCCAAGUUGUGGCGAAUCUGGGCGCGAUGACAGGCGGCACGACCAUAGGGUACUGCUCACAGAUCUUCGGACGCCGUCUCAGCAUCAUCUUUAUCUGCAUUGUGGGCGGGGCGUUGCUGUAUCCGUAUACAUUUGUGAGCUCCAAGGCUGUGAUCGCCUCGGCGUUUUUCCAGCAGUUUUGCGUGCAGGGCGCAUGGGGCGUCAUUCCCGUGCAUUUGAUGGAAUUAGCCCCAGGCUCCAUCCGCACAUUCGUGGUCGGAACUUCCUACCAGCUCGGGAAUCUGGCCUCUUCUGCUUCGUCCACCAUCGAAUCGACCAUCGGCGAACGUUUUCCGCUGGCACCUCUUCACAAGAAUGGCAAAACCGUCAAACGCUAUAAUUACGGCAAAGUCAUCUGUAUUUUCAUGGGAGCGGUGUAUGCAUACACUAUCCUCAUAACUUUUAUCGGGCCAGAAAAGAGAGGUCGGAAUUUGAGCGUUGAGCACGAUCCGGACAUGGCUGAGGUCACACACCACGACCUGGGACGACAGCAGGAAACGGAUGUUGCACACGGCGAGUCCAGCGAGGAAGACAAGGCUGUGAGGGAACAGCAGGAGAAGGUUUGA